This is a messenger RNA of Seriola dumerili (greater amberjack), 7970 nucleotides long. RefSeq lists its product as uncharacterized. Gene Ontology annotation, cellular component: membrane. The record is from RefSeq and is a predicted model, not a curated record. The transcript has 3 exons. Gene Ontology annotation, molecular function: ABC-type protein transporter activity; ATP binding. Gene Ontology annotation, biological process: protein import; protein targeting. The coding region runs from base 105 to 7907 and encodes 2600 amino acids. Lineage: Eukaryota; Metazoa; Chordata; Actinopteri; Carangiformes; Carangidae.
UGUUGUCAGAGCAAAGCCUCUGACUUCAGCCUGUCAUGCUGAAGACCGGAAAACCCAGGUUGCACUUGAACAUCACUGCUUAGCUACUGAAGAACUCAUUAAAAAUGGGGAACACACCAUCAGAAAGUAACAUGGGCGACCAGCUCAGAUGCUACAAGUGUGAUAAAGUCCUGCCCCCAUGCAUCUCCUUCUCAGAUUUAUACCAAACUACUAUUUACGGGAAGCGUGUACAUGUUUUCAAUGGAGGACAAUACUUCAGACCAGUAGGCAACAACAUUUUAUACAAGUGUAACGAUUGUUUUUAUAAGCCAAGCAGAGAUGAAGAAGAGAGAAGGAGAGAGGCGGAGAGGAGAAGAGAGGAGGAGAGGAGAUGUGAAGAACUGAAUCAAAGACUCGAAGAAUCACACCAGCAAGCUCAAGAGCAGCACGAGAAUCAACUGAGCACAGACAUUACGGAAGAACACAAGUCCAAGCAACAUGUUCUGAUAAGCCAUCUGGAUGAGUUUGAUGCAAACUAUGAAUCAGACAGUGAUGAGCUUCUAGAAACCCUCUCAUUAAAAUGCAGCAUCCCUAUUCCAAGCCUCAGUCUCGCUGAGCUGACUGCUGAUCAGCUGGAGAGCAUCCUUUCAGCUCUGGACGAACUCCUGUUUGAUGAAUGGAUCAGUGCUCCUCCAUCGCUCAGCACUCUGCAGCACACACAAGUGUUCAUCAUAGAGCUGUGUGUCCUGUCUCUGGAUAUGUCUGAGGGACUUUCCCUGCACAGCAUCUCCAAUCAUGUGCAGUCCCUGGUGGGGUCCGUCAGCCAAUCAGCAUGCAAUGUUUCUGAGAGUUUCCUGCUGACUCAAGCCCUGCACCUGAAUCUGAUGCACUUCUUUACUGACUGUGGCAGCUGUGAGCCAGAUGCAGCUCUCAUAGCCAAACGAUGGGCCGAGGGGAACCUUUCCACUGAGAAUCUCUUUCUUAUAGGAUUCCUCGGCACACUCGUGUCAUCGCUACAGAGUGUGGUUGGAAGAGCCUCCAUGUCCAUUUUAAAUAUGGAAAUCCAGAGCUUGAAGCUUCUCCUUUUCAUACUCAAAGAUCUAAAUGGCAAAGAAAGCCACUCAGAAUCCACUGAAAUGCUCCUCAGACUUGUGCAAAUAAACCAAUGGACACCAACAGAGGCAGUGACUCUGCUCAAAAUGCUGUCAGAGAAAUAUACAAAGGAUGCUCCAAUAACUGAAGUGCUCACGUUGAUACAAGUGUAUGACGUAUCACCAGACUGGACAGAUGACUCCGGACACUCUCUCAUUCAGGUUCUGGACUUCAUUGGACCUGAGAGAAUCCAACUUGAUUUUCAAAAGACUCUCAGAAAGCAAGAUGAGCGUGGUCUAGAUUCAGCUCUAGCAGAAUUAAAAGGGUUCAGGAAUUUGGAGGAUUCUGUCAUCAAUAUGAUAAAAAUCAUCACGAGUGGCGUCCUGCAAUAUUCAGAAAAUGCCCCAAAAGAUAAACCAUUCAUGAAAGACUCCUUUAAAUGUGCAAACCUGAAUGCAGAUGACAUCCAAAACUCUUUGUUUCAGCUCUGUAAAGCAGUUUCUGACACAAAAGGCUGGUGGCCAACAGUGCAGCAGAUGCUGCGGUGGUGUGUGUUGGUGCUGACUGAGAAGAGUGUGCCAAUAGAAUUGGUCAGUGUGGAAGAAGACCCGUGUGUCACAGCCAUGUUGGCAGCCACACAAGUCUGCAUGGGAAACAAAGUGGACAUUGUGCUGAGGUCUGACGAGCAAGCUAAGGAGUGGUCUGACUUCUACAAGCAUCUCGGGAUUUCUCUCAACACAAACAUGAAAAAAACCAAUGCAUCACACAGAGAUGUCUAUGAAGCAGACAUUGUGUACGGUACCAUGGAUGACUUUGUCUCUGAUUACUUCCAAUAUGGCUUAGAGGUGAUGGAAACAGGGAAUCCACACCUUAGCCGAGGGUUUAUCAUUGAAGAAGAUAGUCUCAGUGCUUCUCAUAAUCUGGAUCUCUCAAGGCUCAAGCAAAACGACACUUUGGUAUUUGCUGCUAAGAUCCUGCAAACCCUCUUGGGUAAUUUUCACAGUGAGGAUAUGGAACUGAGACACAGGUUCAUUAAGGCUCUUUUUCAGGUGCUCCACAAUAACCUAAACAAACACACAGACGCGGACAGUAAACUCAUAACCAUCUUACAAAAAUGUACUGGUAAAGAACUGCCUUCCAACGAGGUCUACAUUCUGACCAUUCUUGAGAAUCUCCUUCAAGAGUUUACUGGAGAAACAGACAGUGAGAUAAACAAGGCAUCUCUGGGAGGCCAGUUGUUGUGGGAGAGUUUAUUUGCCUGUGUAGAGCAAUGCCAAUCCUCAAAAGAACAAACCAAAGAACUCUUCCAGAUGAUGUCAAACACUGUAGCACAACAACUUUGGCCACCGAGAGAAGCUUUAAACCUCCUUGAAGCAUUAACUGACCACCAUCAUGAUGAAGACUGUGUUUCAAUCAUGAAGAUUUUACACCUGAUAGGAACAUAUCAGGUUUCUUCUAAGUGGACAGAUGAGAAGAAUCGGUCUCUUCUUGAGCUCUUGAACUCAUCUGAAACCGAGAAUCUGAUCCAACUUUUAGAAAAAAGCUUCAGAGAUGAGACAGAAAAAAGCACUGACUGUCUUUUUGAUGAAAUACGGCACAUGAAAAAUAUUGAUGAGCAAACACUGGAGAAAUCAUACUGUAUAGUAAAGACUGUUAAGAACCUGAUUGAAUCUGGUGAAAUUAAAAACCACACGGAUGUGCAGCAAGCAAGGAAUCUAAGUCAUAGUACAGACAUAGUAGACCUUCAGGAGAUCCUGGCAGUCUUAUGCAAUGCUGUACACUUGCACAAGGCUGAAGGAAAGUGGUGGCCCAGAGCCACUCAGAUGAUAAGCUGGUGUCUCUUGGCCAUGUCUGAGACUGGAAAGCUCCUGGAGAUGGGAACUGGAGAGGGGAAGUCUUGUGUCAUAGCAAUGUUUGCAGCACUGCGUGCGCUCCAGGGAGAAAAGGUAGAUGUGGUGUCCAGCUCCUCUGUGUUAUGUCAAAGAGAUGCAGAAGAGUGGACCAACUUCUACAAAUACUUUCACCUCACAGUCGACUCAAACACAAAUAAAAACGAAGAUAAAGGUAGAAAAGAGUGCUACCAGAAGGACGUGGUCUAUGGGACAAUUGAAGCCUUUGCUGCAGAUCACCUUCGCCAGAUAUUUGAGAUGAAAGAUGUGAGGACCGAUCGCAGCUACCAGUGCAUCAUAAUUGAUGAGGUGGACUCACUGCUGCUGGAUCAUGGAGUGCAGCUGACCUACCUCUCCAGCCCCAUGGUUUCCAUGCAGCACCUGAACAUUAUUCUGGCCAUGAUCUGGGGCCAUGUCAGCCAGUACGGCUUCCUGUCAACAGGACACCAGACAUUCGUACAAGGUCCCCCUGCUUCAUUCUUCAAGGCCAUAUUUGACUCAAUUGACACAGAAGGAAUUGAUGACCCCAUGGAUGUUUUAUGUAUUGCUGAGGAAUUAAAGAUUGUGCCAGAAGGAUUUGCAGAGGAUUUAUACAAAAGUGAAAAAGAUGAAGUACUCAGGAAACUGAAAACUGUGAGUCAAGAUGCAGUGGUAGAUUUUUUCCACAAAACUGAGCACUAUGUCCCCUAUGGUUUCACUCUAUACACUCUAGAUGACAAUGGAUUGCUCUGUCUGAGAAAGGCCAGUCCAUCCAACAACCAGGACAUUCCAGACCUCAAGUUUCUUGUUUUGGAUGAAGGCUUGUGUUGUCCUCUCUCUGACUCUGAGGACAUUCUUAUCAAACCCAUUGCAGGAUUCAUCUCAGAGAGGAUUCAGUACACACCUUGCACAAACAAUAAAGACAAAAUCAGCAUCCCUGGGUUCCUGAGAAAUCUGAUAGAGAAGAAAUUGUCAGUGUGGGUUCAGAACGCCUUUCUGGCAAUUAAGCUGAGGCAAGGACAGGAGUACGUUGUAGAAAACGAGAGAGUGUGUCCAGUGGACUUCAGAUCCACUGGUAUUGUAGAACUGAGUAAGACGUGGGGUGAUGGUCUGCAGCAGUUUCUUGAGAUUAAACACCAAAUCAAACUGAGCACCAUUUCAACAGUGACAAACUACAUUUCUAACAUUUCCUUUUUUGAAAAAUACCAUUGGAAAAUAUAUGGAACCACAGGGACACUUGGGAGCGAAAAAGACAUGCUGUUCUUGCAGGACCUAUAUCCAUAUCUCUCGGCCUGCAAAAUGCCGACUUUCAACCGGAGGAAAUUAUUUGAGGUCAAAGGUAUUCUUAAGACUUCAACUGCAGAGUGGAAAUCUGAAAUAAAAGAUGUGGUUAUGGCUCAAAUUUCCCCAAGUCCAUACAGAGAGGGAAGAGCAGCCUUGGUGAUCUGUGAAACCAUCAACAAAGCCAGAGAGAUCUAUGAAGAGCUGAAAAGCAUCAUCCCAGGUGAAAUCAUUCUCUAUAGCCGCAGUGACAGAGAUAGUUUGAGCAAAAUAGAUAAGACAUUGGAUCCUGGUGAUGUCAUUGUUGCCACAAACCUUGCUGGGCGUGGCACAGACAUAAAAGUCUCAGAAAAGGUGAACAACAAUGGGGGAUUAUUUGUGAUCCUCUCCUUCCUUUCCGAGAACACGAGAGUGGAGCUCCAGGCAUUUGGCCGAACUGCACGCAAAGGUAAACCUGGAUCUGCGCAGGUGAUCAUGACCACUGAUUGUCUGCAGGAGUGCUUCAGAACAGUGUCUUCUCUGGAGGAGGCAAAGGAAACUAGGGAUAGACUCUCAGCAGAGACUAUGAAUGACAUGAUGAACGAUGUCACUGAGAUGAAACUGCGGGAGGACCUGUUUUCAGAGUACUGCAGGACCCUGCAGUAUAUUUACAGGAACACAGAUGGAGAUGAACGAGGCGCUGUUGUUGGCAUCAUGAAUGAGUUCUGGGGGAUGUGGUUGCAAACUAAAUCAGAAGAAAUUGACCAGUUGGAAAGAUAUGACUUGCAAAAAUGCUUAAAAGCUGAUUUGUCACUGGCAAAAAGACAAUCUUACCGUCAGACUUCACCAUGUUCCAGCAUUUACCACUACAUCAAGUUUGGGAAUAUCACACUGGAUCAAAACCAAUGGGGUCGCAGCAUGAUUCUAUUUGAAAAAGCUAUGGAACAAGAUGAAAGCUGGGCAGCCAUAGCUUUUUACAGUCAUGCAUACUGCACUAUAAAGCAGCAGAGGAGAGAUUACCUCACUAGGGCUAGAGAUGACCUCAGGAAAGCACAGGAGUCUCUGAAGUACCUGAGUGAGGAGUGCGUUCUCUGCCUGCAGUUUGUAAAAAUGUCCUCUGCGACCAACCGUCAACUCAACCCAACCAGCCUCGAAAAACAGUUAACAGCCAAGUGCAACAUGUUCAGUUACUUUGACGAAAACAUUAGUGAGGCUAUCAAAAAGCUGGAGGAGAUAAAAGACAAAGAGAGGGAUGCAAAAGCCAAUAAAUCACCAAUGUUCUCCCUGGUGUCAGGCGCCAAUGAAGAUCUCCAAGUGGAGGCCUACAAUCUGUACAGUCGAGGCCUGAAAUACAUCUUUUCUGUCGAAGAAGAGCCUCGUUUCCCAUGGGAAAGUCUGCUGGUGCUCUGUCUCGGAGUUCUGCAGAUUAUUGGAGGGGUACUGAUCACUGCAUUUACUUGUGGAAUAUUAGUUCAAGUUGGUUUUGGUCUGAUCACUGAAGGGAUAUCAGACUGCAUCACCGGCAUCGAGUCCAUGGUGACAGGAAAUUUCAGUUGGAAAUCAUGGGCUAUAGAUAAAGCCAUUUCUAUUGGCUUAUCUCUCAUUGGGUUUGGAGUUGGAAAGGUGAUUGCAAAAGGCUUCAAAGCCUCUAAGGUGUUGAUUAAUGCAUUUGGCAAACAACUGAAGUUGAUGCCAAAGGUUCUCUCCACACAGGCUAAAAAUGGCAUCAGUGUUGUUGCAAAAACAAAUAUGAAGAAUGCAGUGAAACACAGUGCAAAACAAAUGGCAGAAGAACUCAUUACCUAUGGAUUGGGGAAGGCAGAAAAUGCAUUACUGAAUGAAAUACUAAAUGGCAUAAAGAAUGAAGUGAGAAAGAGAAUUGUAGAUGAUGUGAAAUCCAACAUGGAAAAAGAGCCCUUGGCUGCAGUAGUAGACUCUGUUAUUCUCUCACACCUUGAGGAUAAACAACAGUUCUCCGAUCUCCUGCUGGACAAGGAGAGAAAGAGCAAACUUCUGGCCGUUUUCAGUAAAUUAAGCAACACUGCAUUGCAGCCGUUCUAUGCUGACCUCAGCUGGCAGAAACAGCUUAACUCAUCCAUCAGCACAGUGCUUGACAGCGCUAAAUCAGACACCUCUGGCAAAACAAGUAGAAUACUGACAGCCAUCCAAGCCGUUCACAUGGGGGCGCUGGCAGCAGAUGCCAUCAGUACAGUGCUCAGCCUCUUAAACAAGUUUCUCUCAAACCUUCAUGAAGAGCUGAAUAAAUUUAAAAAGGACGUACAUUUCUCAGAGAAAGUGAAGCGGAAUAAACUGUCUGCUUCAGAAACUGAGACACUGAAGGAAUUCAAGGGGGAUUUAGCUGACACCAUCAGUGCUUCAUUAGCUGAUGCUUUGGUAGUAGUGUUCCAUCAAAAGCUCUCCAGUCACUUUGUUUCUUAUGCCCAAGACCGAGUAAAUGGCGUCAUAGGCAGUUAUGUAAGAACUGGCUUAAAGAGUGACAAAACAGAGGAAGAACUCCUAGCUGGACAAAACAGCAGAUACACUCCACACAUGUCAGGAGACAAAAAUACACUUGCAGCGGAGUCAGUCAAACACUCACUGUCACAAGCUGAAAAGAUCAGGAACCCCAUGACAUCAGGUACCAUUCUGGAUAUCAGAGUGCUGUCAGAAACCACUGGCACUAAGGUUGUCAUUCUAACAGAGGACAGCCAUGGCAAGCUUACCAAAAUGCAGGAGCUGAACCCAGGCACUAAACCUGCCAGUCAAAAUGUGACACUGGUCUACAGACCAAAGAGUUCCCAAUACCCAGAGGGCUAUUACAAUGUGCGCAUCAAUAAUCAGACAGUGAUUGUAAUCAACGAAGGCAAGAGCUGCCUGUUUCACGCUUUAGCCCGAGGCAUGAACCCAGAGGCCAGUGAAAAAGAGAUCACCUUGGAAGCAGGUCGUCUCCGAACUGUGGAGGCUGAUGCUCUCCUGAGAUGCCCGGACCAAUGGGAACACUUCGUCAAGAUCCAAGAGUGGAUGGACGCAAUCAUAGGAAAGGACUGGUUCAUGGUAGAGGGAGCUAUACCAAAAAAAAUUGUACAAGAACGCAAAGAGGUGCUCAAGAAAGAGGUUAGAAAAGAAAAAUAUUACACAAAUUGGAGAAAACACAGCCAAAACAAGCCUGACAUUGGACAAUUCAUCAAUGCGCAUCACCAACCACCAGUGAGUAGUAUAUUGGACGCUAGAAAAUUCAACAAGAGCAGCAAAUUAGCUGAAGCCAUGCAUGAAGUGGCAAUAGACUCACGUCUUCUGGAUACCCAACUGAUGUAUAAUGUGAAAUCACAUCAUGGCCCUGGACUUCUAACUGAAAGUUUUCAGUUUCAGUUUUCCAGUACAAAAAAACAAAACUUCCAGGACUUACUGGCUGCCACAAUAAGCCAGGACAAUGCUGUGGGCACCUUCAAACUGACCAUUGUAGGUGCAAUGCCCAGAUUCAGAUUAAAUAGUUCCAAAUACAUACAAGUGAGUAAAACCAGGCUCAACAUUUUUGAACAAAAUUAUCAGAAUCAUUCUAAAGCUUUGGUCCAGGAAUGGUUUGACCAGCUCCAAGGCAAGGGUGUCAUGACAAAUGCUGAUCUCAGCACCCUUAAUGCAUGGAUCGACAACCAGGGCUACAAGAAUAAAAGCGAUCCGCACAGGAACCAAGUCUCCAAUCUCCUGUAAUGCAAAGUGGGAUAUUGACACCUGACAAUGUGGUUGGCGAAGACCUACAAGGAAAACUGAGAU